Molecule: messenger RNA, 576 nt
Organism: Aspergillus oryzae RIB40
Lineage: Eukaryota; Fungi; Ascomycota; Eurotiomycetes; Eurotiales; Aspergillaceae
Product: mitochondrial 54S ribosomal protein mL40
Exons: 2
Coding region: 1-576 (191 amino acids)
Biological process (GO): mitochondrial translation
Molecular function (GO): structural constituent of ribosome
Source: RefSeq, a predicted model, not a curated record
AUGCGGUCCCUCUCGCCCGUCCUCGCCUCCCUGGCGAACGUAUUCAAGAUUCCCAUCUCGCAGACAUCAACACGGCCGUCCGUGACCCGCGUGUGCAAUGAGACCCUGCUGAAGAAAUCGACCAGCGGCCCCGUCACCUCCGCUGUCCAGGCCCCGGCCGCCAGAUCAUUCUCGACCACUAACGCCUUGCUCAAGAGGAAGGGUGGUGGUCCUCGCGGUGAUCGUCGAGUUACUCUGAUCCGUUAUUUCCUUCAUCAUCCCAAGACGCCUCGUCCCCUUCGUUUCUCCCGGACUCGUUAUCUCCGUCAUUGGACCAUCCAUCGUGCCUGGCAACUGUUCCAGGCGCAGCAGCGUCGCUCCGAGCAGCUGGAGCUCCAGCGCCAGUGGCAAGCGAUGAACGCGGCGUGUGAGGAGCUCCGGACUGGAGCCGGAGAUGGAGGCAAGCUGUUCCGGAAGUCGAUGAACAAACGCGGUGUGUUUAGGGAUCUGUUCCCCAUUGAGUAUGGACGGUUGCAGACUGAGGCGCCCAGUCAGGAGGGCUGGAACCAUGAAUGGAAGAGGAUGGAGAAGAAAUGA